This is a messenger RNA of Trichoderma aggressivum f. europaeum, 660 nucleotides long. RefSeq lists its product as uncharacterized. The record is from RefSeq and is a predicted model, not a curated record. The transcript has a single exon. The coding region runs from base 1 to 660 and encodes 219 amino acids. NCBI's taxonomy places the organism in Eukaryota, Fungi, Ascomycota, Sordariomycetes, Hypocreales, Hypocreaceae.
AUGAGCUCCUUCAGGAAUAUUGCAAUUGCUGGUGCAACUGGCUAUCUCGGGCCAGCGGUCGUCAAAGCCGUUAAAGAAGCUGGGUUCAACGUCACGGUUCUCUUACGGGAAUCUAAUUCAUCCAAAAUUGCGUUUGACGGCGUCAAAAUUGCGAGAAUCGAUUACAAAUCAACUGACUCCCUGUUGGAUGCUCUCAAAGGACAGGACGCUGUUGUAUCGGCCAUGAACCACUUGUACUAUGAUGAACAAAAGGCGCUUGUUGGAGCCGCAACCAUAGCUGGUGUCAAGAGAUUUCUUCCUUCUGAUUACGGCCUUGACGUGAGCAUCCCGUCAGUUCGAGCCGUUCCUUACCUGCGUGAGAAAGGUCUUAUCCAGGACCUGCUGAAAGAAUCGCGCAUGACGUAUAGAGUCUUAUAUACUGGACCGUUCCUCGAAUGGGGCCUUGAUUACUUCUUUGUGGAGUGGAAAACCGCCACAGCUAAUGUAUGGAACGGGGGCGAUAUUUCUGUCGGCAUCACCACUCUGGCAGACACUGGUCGGGCUGUCUCCAACGUCCUGCUAAAUCCCAAAGAGACGAAAGCAAAGACCUUUACGCAACCACCGGCAUGGCAACCCAGAAUGAAAUCCUAUCCGCUGUACAGGAAAGUCGCCCUGACUUGA